AGCAUAUUUUAUCGGGCAGAAAUUGAGAAUUGCCUCUCUCGCAAUCGCUGGCGGCUACUGAAGCAGAGAGACAAAACCGCAAAAAAUUCAAAUGGAGAAGAAGGUUUUGGUUCACUACAACCACACCGAUCCCUGCGCAUUUGCACGCUGGACUACCAAAGAAAGCUUCCAGUUCAUGGCCGCCCGGCCAUGGCAACAGGUCAUCGAUUUUUACACCUACGUGGUCACGGGCCGGAAGCCCCUGUCCGCCUUGUUGGGCAAUGCUUGUUUGACUAGGAGUAAUUUAUGCAAUAGGCUGGAGAGUGUUCCACCUUCUCAAGAUAAGGGUGGGAGGUGGGCUCGACUGACAUUCAAGAUUGUUGUUUCGUACCAUGGCGGUUCGUUUGAUGGGUGGCAGAAGCAGCCAGGACUCAAUACUGUUCAAAGUGUGGUGGAAAAAUGUCUGGGGAAAUUUGUUGAUGAGAGGAAAGCCAAGCAGCUGAGAGAUAAAGGUUUACCAUUAGAAGCGGCUGCUGUUGUAGCUGGGCGCACUGACAAAGGAGUGACUGCCCUUCAUCAAGUUUGUUCUUUUUAUACUUGGAAUAAGGAUGUUAAAUCUCAAGAUAUUACAAAUGCCAUUAAUAGUGCAGUACCAGGAAAACUCAGGGUUGUAUCGGUUACAGAGGUAUCACGGACCUUCCAUCCAAAUUUUACUGCCAAAUGGAGACGCUAUGUAUAUAUAUUUCCAUUUAAUGAUGAGGAGGACAUGGAGCAAAGUAAUCAGAGUGGAGGGAAUGCUCAAAACUUUAAGAGUACACAAAAUCGUCAUGAGAAUGAAAAUGGGUGUGAUCAAUGCAGUGAGACAAAUGCUGGAAAUUUAAUUAUCAAUGAUAAUGAAGACAUCGGAAUUGAGAACAAACCUCGGAAAUUCAGCUUAAGCAGGGUGAACCAACUUUUACAGAAACUAGAAGGAAAGUUAUUAUCAUAUAAGAUGUUUGCACGUGAUACCAAACCAUCCAGAAAUGUGGGUCCUCCAACAGAGUGUUUUGUCUUCCAUGCUCGAGCUAAAGAAUCCAAAUUACCAUGUUCAGAGCAUGAAAGAGGAAGCAGAGUGAUGUGCUUUGAACUAGUUGCUAAUCGAUUCUUACGGAGGAUGGUUCGGGUUCUUGUGGCAACUGCAAUAAGGGAAGCAGCUGCAGGUGCAGAUGAGGAUGCAUUGCUAAAGUUGAUGGAUGCUACAUGCAGACGUGCCACUGCUCCACCGGCACCCCCUGAUGGUUUAUGUCUUGUUGAUGUGGGUUAUGAAGAAUUUGACCCUCAAGAUUGCCUUAUCUCGAAGGAGUGAAUUCACUAUGAAGUUCAUGUAGAUGCAACUAACCGAUCUCGUAAAAUUGAUUAUGAGAAGCAAAUAGGUUAAGAAAGGAGCUCCAUGGUUUUGAUGAAAAUAUAUUCGAUGGAAAUGCAAAUUAUUCAGAGGACUUCAAACUUUGUAUCAAAUACGCUCUCUUUGUACUAAUGCUUCAAUUGUCACAUGUAAACCCUUGCUGCAGAAUUUUAUACAGAAAUGUCAAAUUUGGUUGUGACUU
Messenger RNA from Pyrus x bretschneideri (Chinese white pear), 1565 nucleotides. Its product is annotated as tRNA pseudouridine synthase A. The record is from RefSeq and is a predicted model, not a curated record. Gene Ontology annotation, molecular function: pseudouridine synthase activity; RNA binding. The transcript has 8 exons. NCBI's taxonomy places the organism in Eukaryota, Viridiplantae, Streptophyta, Magnoliopsida, Rosales, Rosaceae. The coding region runs from base 92 to 1324 and encodes 410 amino acids. Gene Ontology annotation, biological process: tRNA pseudouridine synthesis.